AUGGGCUGGCUUGCUGACUGGACCUCCCGAAAACGAUCCCUGAUGGUUGCCGUGGUCAUCUUUAUUGUAGGAUCCUCGAUUCAGACCGCAGCAGUCAACUACGAUAUGCUCACUGCCGGGCGCUUCUUUGGCGGAGUCAGGAUUGGAAUGCUUUCGAUGAUUGUGCCUGUCUAUAUUUCCGAGAUCUCACCUCCGGAGAUUCGUGGGACGCUUCUGGUUUUUGAGGAACUAUCAAUCGUCGUGGGAAUCAUUGUUGCCUUUUGGAUCACAUACUAG
Colletotrichum aenigma is the source of this 276-nucleotide messenger RNA. RefSeq names its product Myo-inositol transporter 2 (gene itr2-0). The transcript has 3 exons. Gene Ontology annotation, cellular component: membrane. The coding region runs from base 1 to 276 and encodes 91 amino acids. Gene Ontology annotation, molecular function: carbohydrate:proton symporter activity. Lineage: Eukaryota; Fungi; Ascomycota; Sordariomycetes; Glomerellales; Glomerellaceae. Gene Ontology annotation, biological process: transmembrane transport; carbohydrate transport. The record is from RefSeq and is a predicted model, not a curated record.